Messenger RNA from Archocentrus centrarchus (flier cichlid), 2284 nucleotides. RefSeq names its product EF-hand domain (C-terminal) containing 1 (gene efhc1). Gene Ontology annotation, cellular component: axoneme; mitotic spindle. The transcript is spliced from 10 exons. Bases 169 to 1824 code for a protein of 551 amino acids. Lineage: Eukaryota; Metazoa; Chordata; Actinopteri; Cichliformes; Cichlidae. The record is from RefSeq and is a predicted model, not a curated record. Gene Ontology annotation, molecular function: alpha-tubulin binding. Gene Ontology annotation, biological process: cilium-dependent cell motility; mitotic spindle organization; mitotic cytokinesis.
CAAUAAACUUACCACGGUGAGGGCUCUCGUGCAGCUUUACAUGCCAACAAACGCUGCGGCUAAAUCCACAAAUUACACAACUGGCGCUGCUAACAUCUCAGGCAGGGGUGGAAAUGAUAUGUAUAUGAAAUACAGGUAGAUAGAUAUAGAUAUAUAUCAAGACUUGAAAUGUCUUGUCGCUGGAACAGCCACGGACUACCAUUUUUACCGGGAUAUACAUUUCGGGAUGUGACGAAGUCAGCCUUCCAUCGGCCUCAGACUCUGAGCUAUAAUAAUGGCUAUGCUCUGCCCCGCCGUCCCACUGUGGGCAUUGGCCAGGACCCUCUUUUAUCAGAGCAGCUGACUCAACAAGAGAUUAGUGAGUUAGCCUUUGAGACACCAGACAUUACUUAUGGCCCAUUUGAUAAGACAGUACAUGAAGACUUCAUCCCUGCUCAUGUGGCCCUCGAUAAGAAGGUGCUCCGCUACUAUGGAUACUUUAUGGAGGCUAUCCUAUAUUCCCCUGAAGAGGAGUUCCGUGUGCGCCCUGUGGUAAUUUACUACUACCUAGAGGAUGACAGCAUUUGCAUCAUCGAGCCCACGGUGGAGAACUCUGGGAUACCACAGGGGAUGCGGCUCAAACGCCACCAUUUCCCCAAGAGUGAACGUGGAGAGCAUUACCACUGGAAAGACCUCAACCUUGGUAUGGACCUGGAGGUGUAUGGGGUCAAGUACCGCAUCACACAGUGUGAUGCCUUUACUAAGGAAUUUAUGGAAAGUGAAGGCAUAAUUUUAAAUGACCCUGAGCCAAUGCCAGUGGACCCAUACAUCAAGCAUCGGGAAAAACCUCUGCAUUGCCACACUACACCCUCCACAUUUGAUAAUUUGUACAAGUUUCUCAACAUGGACUGCAAGGUGCUACGCUUCUUCGCCCUGUCGGAAGAUGCUGACUCUCUGUAUGGGGAGUCCAGGCCUGUUACCAUUCACUAUUUCCUGGUGGAUGACACAGUGGAGAUCGCAGAGGUCCAUGAGCCCAACAGCGGCCGGGAUCCCUUCCCUAUCCUGAUGCGGAGACAGGGAAUACCCAAGAAAAUCAAAUCAGAGACUUUCCCCAGCUGUGUGAUGGAGGUCUCAAAGGAAGAAGUGGAUGAGUAUUACUCCCCUAAAGACUUCCAGGUGGGUCAAAGGAUCAAGCUACUGGGGCGCAACUUCCUGCUGUAUGACUGCGACGGCUUCACUAAAGAAUAUUACCACAAAAGCCACCCGGAAAUGGAGAUGAAAUCCAUAGAGAUACCAAAGAAGGUUGAAAUGCCUCAAGACAGGAAGAAGGCGAUUCCUCCCUACAAUGGUUUUGGCACACUUGAGGACUCUCUCCAGAAUUGUUUGCAUCUGAUUCCUGAGCCUCCCAAAGUGAACGUGGUAAAGAAGCUAGAAAAUGACCAGAAGGUGUUGCGCUACAGUGCCAGACUGGAAUCCCAGAAUCCUGAAGAUGAAACCCGCCGUUUCAUCCUGUCCUACUUCCUGUCCAAUGACAUGAUCAGCGUUUUUGAAAAGACCAUUCGCAAUUCUGGUAUCAUUGGUGGCAAGUUUCUGGAAAAGACCCGCGUCCCUAAGCCAGGCUCCACUGUGGACAACCCUGAGUUCUACUCACCUGCAGACUUUGCUAUUGGGGCCACUGUGGAAGUUUUCGGUCACCGCUUCGUGUUGACUGAUGCUGACCACUACGUGCUUAAAUACUUGGAGUCCAACUCAAGCAAUAUCCCUUCUAAGACGCUGCAGUCUUUGCGACGGAAGCUGGGUGUUGAAAUGGAAACUACCCAGGCACCUGACCAAGGUGGUGAUUAAAUCAUCCAUUUAGAAAAGAAGAAAGCAGUGACACCUUUCCACCAGUGACGGAGCAGAGCAGCCUUUUUGACGUACAGGAAAUUCUGCAAUUCCAAGUGCUUCUUCUGCAAGAAAUCCACUGUGAAUCAAAGCCUUUGCAAAGUGUUUCUUAAAGGGUCUAAUGUUUCAUCAUGUUAAGUAAAAACUUCAAAUAGCACAAAUACAGCUACCUUUCGCUGAUGCUUUAAAAAUAACCUUAUGGUGUCUUUACCAAGGAGUUCUCUGAGGUGUGCAUUUGUCCCAAAAACUGCGGUUUGUACUGUUCAAUUAUAAUAGGAAGUACAGUUAUACUUCCCCAUCACUGGUGGGUACUUCUUACUAAGAGUUUGAAAUACUUCUGUUCAGAUUUGAUGGUUUACAGACUGGCAAUGCCAGUGCUUCUUAAAAUAUUAACUAAAUAAAAAUAAUUUUUUUUUUUAAA